Tuber aestivum (summer truffle) is the source of this 3241-nucleotide messenger RNA. The record is from the annotation of a GenBank genome assembly. NCBI's taxonomy places the organism in Eukaryota, Fungi, Ascomycota, Pezizomycetes, Pezizales, Tuberaceae.
AUGCUCGACCCUGCCACACUCCCGUCGCUCAAGGUGACGGAGUUAAAGGUCGAGUUGAGAAAGCGCGGUCUACCCGUUGGAGGUUUGAAGCAAGCGCUUGUAGAAAGGCUAACCGAGCAAGUUCUUCAGGAGCGCGCAGCGGCGGCGGAAGCAGAAGCGAUAGCACAGGCGGUGAAAGACGAGGAGGCAGCGGCGGUAAGGGAUGAGCGGGGAGAGGAGGUGGUGAAUGGAGAUGACGAAGUUGCGCCGGAUCCUCAACCAGAACCUCAACCCGAACUGAUGCCGGGAGCAGCCGAAGAGAAAAAGGAUGCUCCUGUUCCCCAGCCUGCGCCAGGAGCGAUUACUGUCGAGACUGUGCAAAGAGCGGCCGUCGAGGAAAGUAUCACAGAGCCGGAGAUUAUCCUGGAGGAGGCUUCGGCCCCUGAAGCUCCGACCGAAGUUGAACCUGCUGUGAUUGAAACACCUCCUGAACCUGAGUUAGAGACUGGAGCUGCUGUUGCUACGGAGGUUGUGGAGGAGGAGGUAGUUUUUGAGGAGAAGGUAGUCUUUGAGGAGAGGGUAGUCUUUGAGGAGAGAGCAGUUUUUGAGGAGAAGGUAGUUUUUGAGGAGAAGGAUGUGGAAUCCGAGGCGAUUGGGAGCACUUCAGAUCCUGAAGCUAAGCUUGAGACUGAACUGGUGGAAACCGGAGCUGUUAAGAAAGUUACGGAGGAGGAAACUGGUGAGACAGCUCCGGAGCCAAAAGCCAAAUUUGAGGAUGAGGUGGUUGAAAAGGCAGUCUUAGAAGAAGUCACGACUAAGACUGAGAUUGCUCCGGAUGGGGCGCCAGAGGAUGGGGCAGUUGUUGAAAAGAAGGAAGUGACACCCGUUGGACAGUCAAUUUCACAAUUUGAACCAGAGGCUGAGAUGGAGCGAGUGAAGUCAGAAGAAACUGUCGCUGCUCCUGCUGCUGGAGAGCCCGUCCGUGAAAUAGUGAACGAUGAGGACUCAAAGAUGGUUGAUGUAUCGCCGCUUUCUCUGCCUGUUGAAAAAAGCAUGGUCCCAGAACCGGCUCCGGUCCGAGAUGAUACUGUCGCGGUAUCUACUUCAAAGCCUGAGCCAGAGGCAGACCUUCAACAGGCAUCUAUCGACCUAAUGGAUACAAGCGAAGAGCAAACAGACAUCCGUAAGCGUAAACGUCGCUCGAUAACCCCAACCACCCCCUCCGUACGCGUCGCCGAGCCUGGGAACCAGCAAUCAAAUGAGGGCGCGAUCUCGAAGAAACCUCGGCGGGACUCUACGGAAAACCAGCCCCAGCGUACACGUCCUAAGGACGCCCGCUUCAAAGGCCUCUUCAAUGACUCCUCUAGUACCACCGCCGCGAACAAUUCUCCAACUGCCUCUCACUACUAUAACCAAGCAACUGACCAAGCGAUGAGCCAAUUGACCGCUCAGAUAGAGGACGAGGAUGACACUCCCAUUCCGCCUUCAAUCCACCCGGCCACCCGGGCGCUCUACAUCCGCAACUUCGCCCGUCCGCUCAGCGAACCGGCCUUGAAAGCCCACCUCACCGCCCUCGCCUCUCCCCCCUCCAAUACUUCUACCGCUAUAACUCGCCAGCCAUCAGAGUCCCCGAUAGAGUACAUCUACCUCGACACCAUCAAAACUCACGCUCUUAUUAUCUUCACCACCCUCACCGCUGCAACUCGAGUGCGUGUUGGAAUCCAUACCAAGGUUUGGCCAAACGAACGUUCCAGGAAACCACUCUGGGCGGACUUUGUCCCCGAGGAGUCGAUCGCGGGAUGGGUCAAUAGGGAGAAGCAGCGUGGUCCUGGAGCUCGCUGGGAGGUAGUUUACGAUCGUGAAGCCGGUGAAGGCGGGGUCCGUGCCGAGUUGGAAGAGGUCGGGGGUAGGAGAAUUGGACUUAGUGGGGGUGUCGGGGUGGAAGUCUUGGGGGCUCCAACGGGGCCGAGAGGAGAGAGGAGGGGUGCCCAAGCUGUAGAGAGGGAAUUUGGUUCGUUGUGCUUUGCUCAUCCCCUUACUUUUGCUUUUUACUUUUUGCUUUUUUUUUGCCGACUCUUUAGGAACCUACAAUAAGCUUUAAACUCUCCCCGUACAUUCCUCCACGUGCUAACUUUGUCCCCCCCGCUUUUUUAUAGGUGCCAGAUCUACCGCCCCCAAUUUCACUGCCGCAGCCACCGGCCCCACCACGAUCAGCAACACAGCCCAACACACCACUACCACUGGCGGCGGCGGAAGAGUUGUGGUUAAGGACCUCGACCAACUUUUCCGCUCCACCACCGCCAAGCCGAAACUGUACUGGAUGCCUGUGGACCCGGACAUUUCCAGGGAACGUUUGGCAGCAUACGAACGCGGUCGUGGCAACAGAGGUAAUUCUGGCAACGCUGGGGCCGGCGGUUCUAGGAGACGUCAUUGAGCAUUUUCAAGUAUUAUUUUUUUGUUCUUUGCCCCGUCCGAUCUUAAAUUUUCAUUUGCAUGGUAGCUACGGAUUUCUUUCUUGAUUGGGAUGGGGGGUAGGGUUGGUUUCUGACUAUAUAAAAACGGCUGUUCUACUCUCUGAUACUCUUUUUUUUUUGUUGUUGUUGGUCUCUUCUCUUCUGUUUCUCAGGGCGGUUCGGAUUUGUUUUAUUUCUCUGCUUGCUUGCGACCCCCUUGAUGAAUGGAGUUGGAAGAUAAGCCUUUUGCCUCCCGGAAUGGAAUGUCCAAUGAAGCUGGGAGAGAAUGAGCAGUGGGCAAUGCGACAGUUCAAAAGAAAGUGUGAGAAUGCAUAAAUAGUUUGAUCUUUUCCUUUCUUCUGGGUGGUACCUUUUUUUUCCUUUUCCUACUUUUUUCUUCUCUGCUUUUACACAUGCCUGCGAGGUAUGGUGCAUCAUGGCUUGAGUAAAAGAUGGGUAACGAGAGUAUUGAAAAAAAGAAAGUCAGAUGGAAUGCAUUAUCUUCUUACUUGACUGUUUAUCUACUUUCAUAUCAUAAUUUUUUUCAUUCGUAGGUUUGUAUGGUGGCUCUAUUCUAUCCAAAAACUAGUCUGGGAUUUCCUUUUUCUCAUUUUCUUUAUCCUCCCUUUUUUGCUCUUCCUUGCUCUAAAUCACUGCAAACAAAGAAGGCUAGCUAGCAUAAAUCUGUCUGCUUGUCUGUCAUGAGAAUGAACGAAUCGAGCGAACAGCAAGCAGACAGAACGAAGCGAAGUAUCGCGAGUAGAAAUAAAUACGAAUGCAAUGGAAAGGAAGGAGGGGAAUUCUAAGUG